Neltuma alba is the source of this 648-nucleotide messenger RNA. RefSeq names its product glutamic acid-rich protein-like. The transcript is spliced from 3 exons. NCBI's taxonomy places the organism in Eukaryota, Viridiplantae, Streptophyta, Magnoliopsida, Fabales, Fabaceae. The record is from RefSeq and is a predicted model, not a curated record. Bases 1 to 648 code for a protein of 215 amino acids.
AUGGGAACUCUUCUUUGUCCCACGAGAAGUGCAAGUGUGAGUGAGAAGGUGCUAAAGAUAAUGGCUUGCAUAGAAAAUAAGUGGCAAAAUUUUGACUGGGCUUCGUUUGUGCUUGACGAACUCAGUGAAGAAAUUAAACGGUACAAUAAGAGUAGUAAGGAAGGACAGACCAAGGGUGCCAAAGUUGUCGAAGGCUAUACUUCCUGCAAAGAUUCCCUUUGUAGGGAGGUGAACCGAAAGACAAAGACGCCGCAUUGGGAUGAUAAGGCCGACAUUAAGGAGUUUUGGGUCAAUUUCAACAACACAUUGAAGAAUGAAAUGGCCAAGAUUCAAAACUUUGUUUGUGAUGAAUUGGUUAAGUUGGAAAACAAAAUUCUUAACUGGGGAAGCAAUGAAGAAGUCAAUUAUGAGCAGUCGGAUGAAAAUAAGAAAGAUGAGCAUGAAGAAGGAAAAGAACACUACACUGAGGAGGAUGAAGAUGAGCAAUCACAACAUGAUGAAGUUAUGAUUGUAGAAGGGGAAGAAAAACAUCAAAGUGGUGAGAAAUCACAUGAUGAUGAACAACAAGAAGAAGAAGAGGAAGAUGAAGACAAGAAUGACAAUGUGAGAGAAAAUGAAGCUACAAAAAAGGAUACUAAAGGUGAAUAG